GCUUCUUUUUCGCCCGGGCGCCACGUGCAACGCUUCGGACGAAGCCGGCCUUGAUCCGGCGUCGGUGGCGGCACCUAUCCAGGUAGAUGCCUCUGGCGCUUGGGCUGCCGUUCCAGUUGGCGCAGCACCGGGGCCCGCCUUAGACAGUGGACUCUACGUGGCGUGCCUGUGCGCGGACUUC
This is a messenger RNA of Symbiodinium sp. CCMP2456, 181 nucleotides long. NCBI's taxonomy places the organism in Eukaryota, Dinophyceae, Suessiales, Symbiodiniaceae. The record is from the annotation of a GenBank genome assembly.